Hirundo rustica (Barn swallow) is the source of this 11060-nucleotide messenger RNA. RefSeq lists its product as uncharacterized. Gene Ontology annotation, biological process: lipid transport. The transcript is spliced from 69 exons. The record is from RefSeq and is a predicted model, not a curated record. NCBI's taxonomy places the organism in Eukaryota, Metazoa, Chordata, Aves, Passeriformes, Hirundinidae. Bases 177 to 11015 code for a protein of 3612 amino acids. Gene Ontology annotation, molecular function: lipid carrier activity.
GAGCUUCCUGUUUUGCAGAAUGCACAGGACACAGUGCAUCAUACUUCCCCAAAAGAGCUAGAUACAGCUACAGGUAUUCAGCAGUCACCAACACAUUCCCACAGGGAAAUAUUUACAAAAGCAGUGGCAUCUCUCUGGAGAGCACAGUGAUCAUUGAAGUAUUGGGGAAUUGCCAGAUGGUUUUGAAAGUGCAAGAUGUACAGAUUAAGAAAAGUUUUGCAUCCAGAGAGGAAUCUCUGAAGGAAAUGGACAGUCUAAGGAAAAUACUAGAACAGCAUCCUCUUCAUUUUUCUUUCCAUGAUGGGAAAGUUCUGAAGCUCUGUCCUGUGAGGGGUGAACAGACCUGGGCACUGAACAUCAAGCGAGGCAUUCUCAGUGUCCUGCAGACAGCACAAGAAUUCCCUGCUGGUGCCAUUGUGGAGGAGGUGGAUGUCCUGGGAAUAUGCCCAACCAGGUACCGGCGAAAGGGUCCCAUUCUUGUAAAGACAAAGGACUUAAACCUCUGCUCCCAUCGCUCUUCUGGUUUGACUUCUGUGCAGUCUGUUGUUCUUCCUCAUGUGUCACCUGAACAGCAGAUCCUGUCCUCCCAGCUGGAAUGUGUCCAGAGCAUUAAGGACGGGGUCCUGGAGGAGGCCAGAUGUACCGAGUCCGACCGCACAACGCUGUUCCCUCAGCAGGGCAGCGGGGCAGAGACACAGACACAGUCUGCACUCAAACUCCUGCAAGUGGAAACAGAGACACUCUACAAUAAAGGGGACUCUGAGGAUCUGUAUGUGACCAACAUCCUCUAUGAAAGGGAGGUAACUAAGAGGGAAGUCACUGGGGCAGAAGUGAAUGAACUGGUGUGGAAGCUUUGCUUAGCACACAGUGCAAGUUAUGAGACUGCAGAUCUUUUCAUGACUCUCGUGUUUGAACUUCGACAUCUUUCUCUUGAGGCCUUAAGAACGCUAUGGCAAAGAUCAUCAUUUAAGUGCAGAGACAAUUGGCAACCAUUAAUAGAUGCUCUCCCAUCUUGUGCCACGGAGGCAUGUGUUGUCCUAAUGAAAGACCUCAUAGCUUCUGGAGAAGUUGAGGAAGACAAAGUAGACUAUUUCUUCUGGUCAUUUGCAUUCAUUCCUAAUCCCACUUCGGGCAUGAUUGAAUCUCUUGCUCCUUUGCUGAAGUCACCUAGAGCAAGCCAGAGCUGCUUCUUGGGAGUAACUGCUCUCAUACAUAGGUUUUGUUCAGCUCACAGCUCCUGUGAUACUGUACCUGCUGUGCAGAUUGUGAUGAGGACUCUUGGGAAAUUUUUGGGAGAAAACUGUACUGUGCAAGAUUCAGAACAUCUCAGCAAGCUGCAGCUGGUGUUGAAAGCCAUCGGAAAUGCGGGGCUGGCAGCGGCUCCGCUGGCUCCUGCUCUGAGCUGGUGCGCUGCCCUGAGGAGCCAGCCCACCGAAAUCCGCCUCGCUGCUGUCCAGGCCUUCCGGCGCAUUCCCUGCUCUGCCAGGAAUGCUAUAUUAGUUCAGUUGUAUCAAGCAACCAGUGAAGAUGUGGAAAUAAGAAUUGCUGCUUAUUAUCUAGCAAUGAAAUGUCCACAUGAAGAGUUAUUUAAACAAGUACAAAAGACUUUGCUGAAAGAAACAUCCAGCCAAGUGGGCUCCUUUGUUUGGAGUCAUCUCUCUCAGCUCCUGGAGACAGAUGAUCCAUUGAAGGAACACCUUCGAGAUUCUAUUCCUGAUGAAAUCCUUAUCAGAGAUUUUGACUGGGAGAUAUGGAAAUACUCCUCAUACUCUGAUGUCACCUUUCACUCAGGUGGUGCAGGUGCAAAUAUGGAAGCAUCAGUGGUCUUUUCUCCUACAUCUUUUCUACCACGAUCAGUCAUGAUGAAUUUGACUGUUCACUUUAUGGGACAGGCUAUAAAUCUCCUGGAGGUUGGUGUACGAUUGGAGAAUGCUGAAACUCUCAUCGAGAAGGGUUUUGGGCCAAAAUCUUCUACUUUCAGUGACUAUUUUUUUGGAAACACUAAUGAAGGAAACCAAAAGUCAGAAACCCCGGUGGAAACAGCAGAGAAGGUCAAGCAGAGUAACCCGCCUUUGAAGCGAUACAGCCCCACUGAUCAUCUUGUGAGCAAGUCUGGCAAGCCAAAGCUGAGAAAAACAAAUCAGAACUGUCUUGGUAGAAAAUACAGUGAGAUGAACGAGUUAGUCAAAAAGUUCACUGAGAGAACAGUAAGAAAGGAGGCACCGAAAUGUGAGCUAAGCAUGAAAAUCUUUGGAAAUGAACUUAGCUUUUUAGAUUGUGAAGAUUUAAGAAAACAAAUGAAACAUUAUUCCUUAAAUCUGGCUGAGUUGGCCGUCAAACUUCUGAAGGGGCAGGAGGUCCAGUUUAAUAAAAGGAUGAGUUUGGCCACUGAAGAACUGCAGUUUCCAGCAAUUUCAGGCUUUCCUCUUCAACUGGCAGUCAAUGCCUCAGCAGCAAUCAACAUAAAAAUCAAAGGGAAUGCAGAUUUCAAGCAACAGUCCAAUUUCUUUCUACAUGGAUAUAUCAAGCCAAGUGCAUUUGUCCAGCUUUCUGUCCGAAUGGGAAUUGUGGGGACUCUGGGACAAGCUGGCCUAAAGUGGUUAACAGGAAUGAGGACAUCUACUAGUCUUGAUGGGGGAAUCCAGGUGAAGAAAGGGAAGGAGCUCAAAGUUUUCUUGAACACUCCAGAAGAAUCUAUGGAGAUAAUUAAUUUCAGCUCUAAACUCUACUUAAGAAUGGUGGAUGAGACAGAAGAUAUAGAUGUCUUCCAAGACCAUGCAGAAACCAGAUCUUGCACAAGGGAGGAAGUGUCUGAGAUUAUUGGCUGGCAGCUGUGUUCUGAAAUGUCCUAUCCUGACCCAGCCAGUGGUUUGGUUUUCCCCCUCCCUGGACCUUUGAGAGUGGCUGUGACAUUAACUAAGCAGGACAGAGGCUUGCAGCAGUACGUGGUGGAAGCUGCCUACAACUACAUAGCUCAGGAGAAUUCAUGGAUCCCAAGUGAAGCUGUCUUUCACUUCUUCAUUGGGACUCCAGAGUCAGACUUGAAAAGAGAUGUUGGUGUUGACCUAAGUUUUAGUAUCCCACAGAAGAAAUUCAGAAUCCAAUUUAUACAACCUAUGAAGAAAAUUGAGAUUGAUGGGAGGAUUGAGUUUUCUAAAAAUUCCCAAAUUGGACUCCUGGAGCUGAUAGUGGAUGACAGAGAUGUGUAUUACAUUAAGGGAAUGGCAGAUUUGCAGAUGCUGAGUGGAGAGCAGAGAUACAUGACCCAGCUGGAGGUAAAACUGAUAAAGCAAAGCAGUCCUAUCAUUCUGUCAGGAAACAUCACUAAACAGCUUGGCAAGAAGAUAGCUUUUUCACUAUCUCUGAAUAAUUUGUUGAAGGAUGCUGCAUUUCUUUCAGCACUUCUGGAGAAAAAGGUUGAUGAUAAGCUGAGACAAUACUCAUUGGAAGGGGACACUCACCUUCCGGGUGUUCUUGGAGUUCACGCUGUCGCUCUCCUCCAGCAGCGUGAGGGAUUGUGGUCUCACGGUCUGCAGAUAAAAUAUGGACUCCUAGGAGAGGCAAGAACCCCUUGCCACGAGUGUGGUACGCAGCAGAAGGUUCAAGUGGAGACGGGUGCACGGGGCUUGUACAGACUGGAGCUGGGCCAUGAGUUUCACUGUGUGCAGGCUCCCACCUACAGCCACCAGGUUCACUUGAAACAUGAAGUGAGUGCAUCUUGGAUUUCCUCCCAGAUGGAAGUGAAUUACGGGAAGCACUGGGAUGAAAUAAACAACAAGAAGAAACUGCUCAUCAGCCAAGUCUUUAAGAACAGUUCCAGUUCAUCUGUAGUCAGCUAUUUCAUGGAGUUUACCAUGCAAAUCCUGGAAAAACAGGUGAAUUAUAGAACCCAGCUGCAGCACUUGCACACCUCUCAGGUGUAUUUGCAGAGCAGCACCAACUUCGAGGUGCAGUAUAAUGACCAUGUACCAUUUGUGGCUGGGCUGCAGUGGAAGGAUACAUCCAGAAAUGGCCUGAAGAAGUGGGAAGGUGGGUUCAACAUGGACACCCCAUGGCUCUAUCUGUACACAGCUCACAAACUGCACCAGCCUCAACAUUCUGCUUAUUUACUGACAUCCGAGCUGACAGCUGGAAAAGCUCUCUCCAUUAAAGACCUUGUACUGGAACUAUUCUAUAAUGAUCAAGGCAAUGAGAAGGAAGGAAAAGUUCACAUUUACACACCAGCUACCACUUACCUGCAGCUUGUGAAGAAUGAGAUUCAUUUUGAGAAUAAUGAACGAGCCAAACUUCUCUGCUUUAAGAUAAAGAGUACAAAACAGGAAUUUAACUUCACAGCCAGCUACCAGAAUCUGCCAACGUGUGAAGGUCAAAUAAAAGAGCUGAGGAAGGAGAAGAUGCUCUAUCAAAAACGUGCUACCCUCCAUUUCAGGCAUCCUUUUAAAGUGCCCUUUCUGCAGAGCUUCCUUCUGCAGGAGACAUUUACCGUUGACAAAAAGCAAAAGCACUAUUUCAUGGAAACAAAAGUUUUGAUAAAUGGAGUGGAGGAAACAGUUCAGACUCUUAUACUCGGUUACCAACCUGAAAACCCCUAUAUUUGUGCUGGCUUAACUCAUCCUUAUAACUACAGUAUGUUUCCCAAAGAUGUUGAAAUGUGCAUUUUAACUCUAAGUCAUCAAGAUGUGAAGCAUGAGCUUGAGGCUGUCUUAAAGGUGAAUAAGGAAGAUGUUCUCAGUUUUCUAGGGAGGUAUCAGGACAAAUCCAGUGAGGCAGAUUUUCGACAUUUUUUACACAUGGAUGUGACACACUCAUUCCAGCUUGAGUUUCCACAAGCAAUGGGCCUAAGUGGGGAGCUGUUUUCCAGGCAGACUAAACUGGAACACUUUGACUGUGGUGUGAGUGUAAAAGUCAUCAUCAACAAGAACGUGUCUUCACAGGCCCAGGCAGCCCUGAAGAGUUAUGGUGGAAAUAAUGUCAAUGGCUCCCUUCACCUUCAUUCCAAUGGAAGGGAAAUGCUGAUGCUGGAGGUCGAUGUGAACAAUGAAAACAGGAGGAAAGUCAGAAUUGUUGAGCUGAGGGCUUUUCUCCAUCAGACAGUCCUGACAAAUCCAGAAUCAGUACAGUUCCAGCUCAUGGGCAAAAUAUUUCCAUCAAGACUUCUGUUUUCUUCUGACUUGAAGCUUAAUGAAAAUCGGCUUCACAUGGAUUUCAUGGGAGCCAGGGAGCAGAAAGUUGGUUUUGUUUUGUCCCUAAAUGGAAGAGUCCAACACACUUUUACUGGAUUAAAGGCCAUACCUCAUCUCCUUUCUCUGGAUGGAUUACUGAAGUGCAAAAACAACAUUCAUGAUGGUAACAUCAAUGUGAUGGUCAACAAGAGACUGUAUGGACUGCACAUCAGGAACAGGAAUGUGUUUGGGAAUGCCACUGUGCACAAUAUCACUGUUGCCAUCAUUCAGAAUGGCAGUCAGGCAAUCCCAGGGGAGGCAAGACUGACAGGACACCUGGAACUGAGUAACGAGAAGAAAAGGGGGUUAGCUAGCUUCCAGGUGGAUGAGAAGGCUCUUUCUGUAGAUUUUUUCAAUAUCAUGGAUCAUGGGCACAGCAAAGUCAGUGGCACUUUCACACAUAAUGUCGACUUUUUAAAAAAUGCAGGGUUGCCUUUGGAUGGCAUUCUUACUGCCAUGUGUGAGCGUGGCUCAGGAAAUCACACCAUUGCCAUAGCCCUGCAGAGUGGCAGUGACAGGAUUGCUGCUGUGUUUGAGGGGCACAGACUGGCCACAGAGCCUCCAACAUCCCAGCUCUCUGUGAGCUUAAAGCACAACAUCUCAAAGAUAAAGAAACAGGGCAUCCCUUUUGUUUUAGAAGCUGCUGGCUAUUAUGAGAAUUUCUCCAGAAAGAUUGCUGCAGGGAUAACAACCACAGUGGAGACAGAGCAGUUCAAGAUUGAAAUAGAGAAGAAAACCACUGGCACUGCUAUGGAAAUUUCUCUUUCACUUCACCAUGAUGUAGGAGAACUGAUGGACAUUGUUCCACACACUCCAGCAAGAGUUUCACUGAAUGGGUCAAUAUCGACCAACAACUUCACUGUCAUCCUCUUUGGACAUGUUUAUUUUCAUGACAUAUUUGCCUGGCUGCAACUCUAUGCCACCACUAACACCCAUCCUCGUUUAGAAAUCAACUUCCAGCAUUCUUUGCCUUCACUUCAUUCCCUGGGAAUUGCCAGAGAGAACCAACUGAAGGUGUCAGCCAUGAGAAGUGACAAGUACAAGGGCAUCAUUGGUAUUGUCCUUGGGCCUUGCACUUUGGAAGCUGAUGGAGAAGUGAGCCUGGAAAGCAAUGAGACAGGAUGGGUACUUGCUUUUAGAAACAAGUGUGUCAGUUUAGAGAGGAUGGGAUUGCCUCAAGCUGCAGUCUUGGGAGGCUCAUUUCGACAGAACGUCUGCAACAUGGGCUUGUUAAUGAACCUGCAGUGUGAUGGCAGAGCAGUGGAUGUGCAGAUGGACACCUCCUGCCAGCAAGGAUAUACACUCCAAGGGAUGCUCAGGCACUCACUUCCCUGGCUCAGCCAGCUUGGGCUGCCUUUUGAAAACUCUGUCCUGUUCUCUGCAGCCACAGACUCCACCACAGAGGGCAUUUUCCUGCUGCAGGCUGGGAGAUGCAGACUGAGGGCUAGAGGGGAUCUCCGUGUGCAGAGUAAAGCUGACUGGACGCUGGAAACAGAAACAGACUGUCAGCUUCUGCAGGAUCUCAGUUUCCCAACUCAGUCACGGCUCACGGGAUCCAUUCAGAAAGACAAGUGCCAGGCAGAGCUGCUCUCUGUCCUGGAGACAGAAGGGAAAAGUGCCCAUCUUGAAGUGAGAGCAGAGUGCAAGCCAAAAAUGGCUCUGGAAAUUCACUUCAGGCACGACCUCCCCCAGCUGAAGGAAAUCCCAGGGGAAAAUGAGCUGUCCAUCACUGCACGGAAACACUUCAAAUAUCUUAUUGGAGUUGGAAUGAAACUGGGUACCUGUGAGCUUCAAAUGAGUGGGGACUUUGACCCUGAAAAGAACCUUCAGUGGAAAAUGUUUAUAGAAAACAAAUGCCAAACAAUUCAGGAUUUUGGAGCACCAAUGAAAAUUGAUGGCUCAGGCUACCUUUUGAUGGAUAAAAUGAACCUAGAUUCACAGACACUGAUCACUGUUGAUGAAAAUAAAUUCCGAGGACUCCUUAUACUAAAAGUCACUCGUGAAAGGCAAGAGUUGGAUGCGGUGCUAACCCAUAACAUCCAAGGAGCUGCUGACAUUGGCAUUCCCAUGAGGAUGUUAGUUGAUGUGAUAUCAGAAAAAACCAGUGACUCCUAUAAAGGAUUUAUUAAUUUCUGUGUGAACAACAAGCAAAUUACAGAAGAACUGAACUUUGUCCAGAAGUUGGAUGUUGUGUCUCUUAACUACAAACUUACUCAUAACAUAGAGACAUUGAAGACUUUGCAAAUAAAGGACAGGACUGAAUUGCAGGCUAUCUUGAACCUCAAAGUCACCAGGAGCUUUAGUUUGAAAGUGCUUUAUGGUGCUCACCUAACAGUUCUUGAAGGACAAAUGCAGGAGUUUGAAACAAGUACCAACAUAACAGGGAAUUUCCAUCACUCUUUGCCGUGGCUGCUACAAGCCAGAGUCCCAUCAUCUUUACAGAUAGAUGCAGUAUUUCAAGGGAGAAACACUACUCAAGAGAGAUAUGUGCACAUUGCAGCUGGAGAAACAUCAAUCACAUACACAAUAAACUCCUAUUCUGUUGGCCACCGAGUGGAUGUCUUCUGCCAGAGUGUGCACAGCAGUGAGGAACUCCAGGCUUCUGGCUACCCUAAGGCAAUCAACUUGAUUUUCAGUUUACAGAAAUCAGAAAAAAAAGCCAAGACUGUCUGUGAAAUCCAAUAUGAUGAGAAAGAUAUAACUGUGACUGUGGAUGUUGGCAGAGACUUCGAACUCUUUGGUAUAUUUGUGUUUAUGGCAGAGGUAAAUUAUGAUAUGAGUGAAGCAAAAGGCAAACUCUUCCUCAGGAUGGAAAAAAGAGAUUUCAACGUUUCAGCAAAGCUAACUUUGACUGGAAGCAGCUACACUAAUGCCAUUGAAGUGGCACAGACCAUGGCCCAGUUAAAAACUUUUCCAAGGCAACUUGUGUUUGUGACAAUUUACCAAAAAAGCAACAGAACUCAUCUGCUGAGGCACAUUGCCCUGUGGGAUGGCAAAGAGAUAAAGCUAACAGGCACUUACACUGGACUCUUCCCAAAGCUGCAUGGAGGUCAUGGCAUUCAGGUGGAACUUCUCCAUCCUCUCUCCAUCCCUUUUCCACGGCACGCCUGGGUCAACUUAUAUGUGAAACAUUCAGCACGCAGUCACCGGGACGAUCUUACUGUCGUUUGGAACGAGAAGGACAAGAUAUCAGUGUCAUCUUCUCUGAAGUUUGGAAGACACCGGACAAGCUACAGAGGCACUGUUGCUCACCCAUUUAAUUGCACUCUGAAGCGACUGGAGGUGCAUUCCCUGUCAGAAAGGAGGGGCAGAAAGUACAACCAGCAGCUGCAGGUCUCAGGGAAUGCUGGGCAGCCUGCUCACCUCGGGCUGGGCCUGGAGGAUAAAUCCAAGAUGGACAGCACUGCCUGGAGUGGCUGUGUGACACUCUCUGCAGGCCAGCUUCAGAGAAUAUUAAGCAUGGAACACCUGCAAGCAUGUGGAUCUCUAGAGCAAAGACCAACAUUGUUUAAUGAAUACCUAGAUCUGAACUGGGAUGACAAAAAAUUCAAACACAAUUUCACGUACGAGAGAAAUCAGCUCUUGUAUCCUGAUAAGUUUCAGUUAGAAGCUGUUCUGGAAAAUAUUUUCCUGACCCCAUGUACCAAACAGAAGAUUCUGGGUAAAAUAGAAACAAACUACUGCUCUUGCCUGGAUUACUAUACAAGCUUUGAGUUCUGUGACCUUCCAAAUGUUGUUUUAUCUGGAAAGCACCAGCUCAACAAAGAUGACAUCAUUUUGCAGUCAGAGGGCAGAUUCCACCUUGCUGAGCACGGGAGAGAUGAGGGAUUGAUUGGAAUAUCCAUAAAGAAUCAGAGCACUGCUGAUGUGAAGAACUAUUCUCUAGAAAUUGAAUUAAGAGCCUUUGAAGAUAUUUGGCUGGGCCUGACAGGAACUGCUGCUUCCUCAUCUGUCCAGAGCCAGAUCCUGGUGGAAGGGAUUAUUGCUCAGAAAGAAAAAGUAAAAGUAGCUGCUUCAAAAGGAAAGGAAUGUUUUCAGUACUACAUGGGGCAUCUGCAAGGGGAUUUGGAAGAAGGAAUAGAAGUCAGCGCUUGUUCUGAUGGACAACAGAUGGCUGCCAUUAACACCUAUCUCAGCAUCAAUGGUAAAAGGCAGGAAAACGUGGGACAAGUGACUCUAGCAGCCGCUAAUGGAAGCUUGAGUUUCCUGGCACAUGGAUGUGGGGAUCCUUUUCUUAAAGUUGAGAGCACGCUUAAUGAAAUUGGGAGCCUUUUGAAAGCCACACUGAUAGAGAAAAUAAAGAAGUUUGAUGGAUACCUUUGGAGAUUCAAGAGAUCAGUGCAGCAUGUUGGUUUCCUGUCUGAAGCAGCUGGCUGGGCUUCAAUGGCCUCGCAAAGGGCAGCAGGAUUCCUGCACAGUGGGGGUACAGCUGUCGCCCAGGUGUGGAAGCAAAGUGCAAUCGGGCACAUGCUGAGAAGCAGGAUCCCACUUUAUCUGGAGAAAAUUCAAGAUGUGGUCCGGCAAAUGCAGAACGAAUUACAAAAGCCAUUAGCAACUUUGAAGGAUGCCUACUAUGAUGUAACCUUGAAGCCACUGGAUGAAGUCUGGAAGGAGAAGACAGAAGAGCACAUGAAGAAAAUCCAGACUUUCUUACCCAAGAUUGUAAAAGAUGUGUGGCUAAUGGAACCAAUCCAGGUGGCAUUAAAGGUUGUGAAAGGAGGCUUGGAUAUGGCCACACAGCAGGUGCUCAGGUGGGCAGAGGCAGCGUUCUCCAGAGCUGUGAGCAAGAUCCGGAAGCCCUUGCUGAACCUGUACAGUUUUUCACCCAGGAACUGUUCCGUGGCAGGGAAGCUGCCAGUGCUGCCUAAAGCAGGCCUGUCCCUGCAGCUAGCAAAUGUUACCACUUACCUCAUUGGAGAAAAACUAAUGAGGCCUCUGCAAGACCUCUACAAUCUCAACAUACUUGCAGAGUUCUAUAGAUUCAAACGGAGGAUGAUGGAGAGCCCCUUUGAAUAUCAUGCUAUGUUAGUGGGGACCAAGCAUCUUGUGACUUUUGAUGGAAAAAUGUACGAUUUGGCAUCAAAGUGCAGUGUACUUCUUGCCAAGGACUUUACUCACAGUGCUUUCACUGUAAUACUAAAUGAGGAAACUAGGAACUCCAGAUCGCUGUAUGUGGAGAUGAACCAGACAGCGAUCACUAUCUACCCACGACUAAAGAUAUCCAAGAUGUACAACUUCUCCUUUAUGGAAGAGAACUGCCAAGUCCUGGAUCAAUCCUUUGAAAACAGUACCAUGAAUUCAAGGCAAGGAGCCAACAAAAUAGAAGUAUCUGAUCAGCAAGGAGUUUCUAUCUCUUGUGACUUUCAGUAUGACCUCUGCACUGUCACUCUGGCUGGGUGGCACCAUGGUGUUUCAGCUGGGCUUUUUGGAACCAAUGAUAAUGAAGCUGGAAACGAAUGGAUGGUGCCUAAUGGUUCCUUCACUGAGAACGUGAAAGAGUUCACACAGAGCUGGCAGGUGAAUAAGUGCAGUCUCCUACCAAAGAAAGAGAAGCCAUGUCCGAUUACAGCUAAGCAAAACAUCUGUAAAGUGUUCUUUGAAGAACCACAUUCACUUCUCAGGAACUGCUUCAAAGUUGUGGAGCCCGAGCCAUUCUACACCAUGUGUACCCAGGACACCUGUGACUCCCCGCCCUUGGGGGCUGCCUGCAGAUUAGCAGCAGCUUUUGUUCAUUUGUGCAACCGGAAUUUUGUCCCUGUGGAAAUCCCUCCACAGUGCUCCAGCCAGUCCUGAAUGGCAGAUACCAGCCCUGAAGAUGGAAGAACCCUUUCGGCACCC